Messenger RNA from Cadophora gregata, 285 nucleotides. RefSeq lists its product as uncharacterized. The record is from RefSeq and is a predicted model, not a curated record. NCBI's taxonomy places the organism in Eukaryota, Fungi, Ascomycota, Leotiomycetes, Helotiales, Ploettnerulaceae. The transcript has 2 exons. The coding region runs from base 1 to 285 and encodes 94 amino acids.
AUGGAAUUCCUCCUUCCACUCACCUUCCUCACCAACGCAUACCGCUCCAUAAAUUACAUCGCCGGCUUCUCAUCCCUAACGAUCUACGCCAUUACCGGCGCAGGUGGACUAUGGCAAAACUUCAUAGACAGAUGUCAAGAGUUUGAAGACAAUGGUGGCGCGAUUAGAGGAAUCAAUUGUGUUGGGAAUGAUGUGUUUUAUCUCAUGGGUGCUGUGGUUGCGUUUGGCGCUGGGCAGGGCGGGAGUGAUGUAUAUGCGUACGGUGAAUCGAGGGUUGGUGAAUGA